AUGAACUCGCCCAUUCGCCUUCGACUGGCUUGCCAGUCCGUACUAUGUCGCUCACUGAGACCUACCCUCAGGUCGUCGCCCGUUCCCUCAAGGCUUCGCGCGCCUGUUUUGUUAGGAGAAUACUCUCGUCAUCUCACCUCUUCUGUACAGUGCAGCGGAGCGAACCGUUUUUCCAGCGAGCUGGAACCCUCGGAAGACGAUGAGUUGUCUCCAUUCAAAAAGCAGCGCCAGGCUGAAUUUCAGGAGGAUAAGAAUAGCGAGGAACCACUGUUUCCCGACCCAUAUCCUCGUCUAGAAAAGUCUAAACAUGAGAGGAAAUCGGUGUCUGAUUUUCUGGCGUCUUUCCACGGAGAGGCAAAGGAAGCGCCCAAAGAGGUAACCCUCUGCGGCCGUAUCCGUUCCAAGCGCUCUGCUGGCAAGGCGCUCAUUUUUGUCGAUAUCGUGCAUGAGUUCCGAAAAGUCCAAGUUAUGAUCAAUAGGCAGAACCUUUUCAUCCGUUCAGAGGACGGCAUCAAUAAAUUCUCCCUGUUCAAGAAAAUGAUACAAGUCGGAGACCACGUCUCCGUAGUUGGAAUUCCUUCGCGAACAAAGGCUGGCGAGAUGACCCUGAGCGCUACCGCCAUGCCCAAGCUUCUCGCCCCAACCAUGGAGCAGAUUCCCAAGACGCUCAUUGAUCCCAAGGCCAAGAUGCAAGGCCGCCAUGUUGACAUGCUCGUGAACCGAGAGGUCGUAGAUGUCUUGCGCCUGCGAUCCGAGAUCAUGAGAUUUAUGCGCGACCAUCUGCAUUCGAAGCGCUUCCUCGAAUUCCAAACCCCAAUCUUGGCCGAGAACGCAGGAGGUGCUGUAGCUCGACCUUUCGUAACGCAUGCAACUGGGUUCGGAAAGAAGGACCUCUCUCUGAGAAUAGCGCCAGAGCUUUGGCUCAAGCGUCUUGUGAUUGGAGGUGUUGAUAAGGUCUUUGAAAUUGGACCUUCUUUCCGCAACGAGGGCAUCGACGCUACACACAACCCAGAAUUCACCAUGUGUGAAUUCUAUAGUGCCUACACGAACUUGGGUGACUUGAUCAAAGAGACGGAAGAAAUUAUUCACGGGCUUGCACGGCGGUCACAAGUACUUAUCUCUUCCGAACUGACUUCACUACAACCGAUUGAUCUGAGUCGCUUUGUACGGCCCUUCAAGCAGGUCGAGUUUGUACCUGGACUUGAAGCUGCCAUGGGGAUUCGCCUUCCAAAGCUCUCGUCAAAGGACGCUCUCCCAGAACUCAUCGCAGUCCUGAAACUUGCAGGUAUCAAGGUUGCAGGAGAGACACCGACGACCUUGGACAAGUUGCUCGAUCGACUUGCCGCGAUGUACCUCGAGCCUCAGUCCUUCGAUAAACCCCUCUUCAUCACUCAUCAUCCAGCAUGCAUGUCUCCGCUCGCGAAGAGCUUCCUCUGCCCGAGGACGUACCAAUUAGUAUCUGCUCGCGCGGAGCUGUUCUUCGGCGGCCGUGAGUUGGCUAAUAUGUACGAGGAGGAAAAUAAUCCUGAAGAACAGAAACAGAAGUUGGCAAUGCACCGAAGGCUUGCCAACGCUGGGAAUGGGAAAAUCGUCAUUGAAGAACCCACUACAGGAGAAGUUGAAGAAAUGGACUCCGAGGCAGAACUCUCCGGUCCCCAAGAGGUUAUAGAAGAGGAGGAGGAAGAGGAAGACCUGGAGGCGGCACCUCUCGACGAAAGCUUUGCCAGGGCCCUCGAUUUUGGUCUCCCGCCGACUGGGGGCUGGGGCUGUGGCGUUGAGCGACUAGUUAUGGUCUUUUCAGGAGCCUCUCGCAUCAGCGACUGCUUGAGCUUUGGCACAUUGAAAAAUGUCGUGGGCCUUACUGCCGGAGAUGAUUUUCAGAAGCCGGCGAUGCCGUCACCGGCGAAUGGUGAUGCCAAAGACGCCACAAACAAAAAUCCUCCGAAGGACUCAGAGGAGUAA
Messenger RNA from Clonostachys rhizophaga, 1962 nucleotides. The record is from the annotation of a GenBank genome assembly. Lineage: Eukaryota; Fungi; Ascomycota; Sordariomycetes; Hypocreales; Bionectriaceae.